AUGUACCCCCUUUCACCGGCUGCAGCAAAAGGGGUCGGACAAGAUCCCGGUCCAGACUUAAGGAUUCGAGACUCCUACAACACUAAGACCUUGAUACCACUUGCUAAACCUCCUAGCGGAUUCAGAAAGAAUGGCAUAGUUGCUCUUGCUAGCGCCCGAGGCGCUGGAAAAUAUCAUGGUGGUCAGUCAUUUGGACCAAGACCUCCAAAUGGCCACGGAAACCACAAUGCAGCACGACUUCCAGAUGAAAUACAGUUCUGUAGCAAUCCACCUGGCUAUUCAAACGGUGAAGAAAAUUCGACGAAAGAGGAGCCAAUCAAUCCAAAGCUCAAAUUAGCGGGAGAAGAAAUCGUUAAGAUUGACGAAGAGACGCGAGACGUAGUCCCUACGAGCCUUUACGGGGUCCGCUCACCGAAUUGA
Molecule: messenger RNA, 420 nt
Organism: Rhinocladiella mackenziei CBS 650.93
Lineage: Eukaryota; Fungi; Ascomycota; Eurotiomycetes; Chaetothyriales; Herpotrichiellaceae
Exons: 2
Coding region: 1-420 (139 amino acids)
Source: RefSeq, a predicted model, not a curated record